GUGACUGCAGAGCAAAGGGGAGAAAUGGAUGAAGAAAAUGUGCCCAGCAGCGACGAUCAGCCUCUGAGUUUGCAGAAAGCCCUGCAGCAGUGCGAGUUGGUACAAAACAUGAUAGAUAUCAGCAUCUCUAACCUGGAGGGGCUCAGGACCAAGUGUGCCACCUCCAACGACUUGACACAGAAAGAAAUCAGGACAUUGGAGAGCAAACUGGUGAAAUACUUCAGCCGUCAGCUGUCCUGCAAGAGGAAAGUGGCUCUGCAAGAGCGUAAUGCAGAGCUCGAAGGGUUUCCCCAAAUUGUGCAUUGGUUCAGGAUCGUCAGCAUCCGUAAAGAAGUAAUGGAGGAAAUCAACACUGGACAGCUGACGUUGGAAGAACUGUUAGAUAUGAGUGAUGAGCAAGUUUGUGAAACGCUGGGGAAGUUUGGCGCCAACAGCGAAGAAUGUGACCGUCUAAAUGCCUCCCUCUCGUGUCUACGCACAGUGCACAAGUCAGGAAGCAGUCUAUCUAAACAAGAUUGGGCCAUUCAAUGGCCAGCCUCCGAAGCAGGGAAGGAAAAUAUUGCCUACACCCAGCAAGAGACUGCUCAAUGGAUCCGAACGCACCUUUCACAGAGUCCAAAACUACAGGCCAAAUGCCUCCAGCACUAUUCCCAUUUGCCUGUAGCCCAUGGAUCCCUCUACACUAAUGUAGAUAGGUUGACUGUUGAAGCAUAUCCAGGCUCAUGCCAACCUUCAGAGACUGGACACCGCUCAUUACCACCAUCCCCCCGCCAACGGCAUUCAGCGCACAACAAUCCACCACGGACACCUAACAUAGUCACCACUAUGACCCCUCCGGGCACCCCCCCCGUCAGACGGAGGAACAAACUGAAACCACCAGGAACACCACCGCCUUCAUCCAGAAAACUCAUUCACCUAAUCCCUGGAUUCACUUUCCUGCAUCGGAGCAAAUCUCAUGAGUUCCAAGUUGGUCACCGCGUGGAUGAGUCUCACACACCCAAAACAAAGAAAAAGAACAAGCCUUUGAACCUCAAGAUACACAACAGUGUGGGUAGCUGUGAGAAUAUUCCAUCGCAGCGCUCUCCUCUUCUGUCCGAACGCUCCCUACGUUCUUUCUUUGUGGGCUACCCAUCUUUCCUCCCUUCUACUCCCCCUGUUCAUACUGAACCUGCUUCUGCAAACACACUGUCAGUGCCUCGCUGGUCCCCGCAGAUUCCACGCAGAGAUCUGGGAAACUCUAUCAAACACAGGUUCUCCACCAAGUACUGGAUGUCUCAGACCUGUACUGUAUGUGGGAAAGGGAUGCUGUUUGGACUCAAGUGUAAAAACUGCAAACUAAAGUGCCACAACAAAUGCACCAAAGAGGCGCCUCCAUGUCAUUUACUAAUUAUACACCGGGGAGCCCGUCUAGUUAGGACCGAAUCUGUACCAUGUGACAUCAAUAAUCCUUUAAGAAAACCUCCUCGAUACUCAGACCUCCAUGUCAGCCAAACACUUCCUAAAACCAAUAAAAUUAACAAGGACCACAUUCCAGUGCCCUACCAGCCAGAUUCCAGCAGCAACCCCUCCUCUACGACAUCCUCCACACCGUCCUCACCUGCUCCUCCGCUUCCCCCCAGUGCCACCCCACCCUCUCCUCUCCACCCUUCCCCACAAUGCACCCGCCAACAGAAGCCGUACAACUUACCAGGGUCCAACAGCACUUCUCAUCCAUGUACCUCAUCUUUGCUGCAAGGUUCUCAUUACUACAAGUACAAACAGCAAUUCAUAUUUCCAGAUGUUGUGCCUGAAGUCCCUCGAGCUCCCCAAGUAAUCCUUCAUCCAGUCAACUCUAAUCCAGUUAAUGAAGGAAAUCCAGUACUUCAAAUUGAAGUGGAACCAACAUCUGAGAAUGAAGAAAGUAAUGAGAAAGCAGAGGAGUCUGAGGAUGACUUUGAGGAGAUGAACCAUUUGCUGCUGUCAGCCAGGAACUUCCCCCGCAAAGCCAGUCAAACCAGCAUCUUCUUGCAAGAGUGGGACAUCCCAUUUGAACAGCUGGAAAUUGGGGAGAUGAUUGGCAAAGGACGAUUUGGUUUAGUGUACCAUGGACGUUGGCAUGGAGAAGUGGCAAUUAGACUCAUUGACAUUGAGCGGGAUAAUGAGGACCAAUUAAAAGCAUUUAAAAGGGAGGUGAUGGCUUACCGACAGACGCGGCAUGAGAAUGUGGUACUCUUCAUGGGGGCCUGCAUGAGCCCUCCACACCUAGCAAUUAUCACCAGCUUGUGCAAGGGAAGAACACUAUACUCAGUGGUCCGGGAUGCAAAAAUUGUCUUAGAUGUCAACAAGACCAGACAGAUAGCACAGGAAAUUGUGAAGGGAAUGGGUUAUCUUCAUGCCAAGGGCAUUUUGCAUAAGGAUCUCAAAUCAAAAAAUGUUUUCUAUGACAAUGGAAAAGUAGUGAUCACAGACUUUGGUCUAUUCAGUAUAUCUGGUGUGCUGCAGGCUGGGAGGCGGCAAGACAAGCUCCGGAUCCCUAAUGGAUGGCUCUGCCAUUUGGCUCCUGAAAUAAUACGACAAUUGUCUCCUGACACAGAGGAGGAUAAACUUCCAUUCUCAAAGCUCUCAGAUGUAUUUGCACUUGGAACUAUUUGGUAUGAGCUGCAUGCCCGAGAGUGGCCAUUCAAAAACCAGCCAGCAGAGGCGAUCAUAUGGCAAGUUGGAACAGGCAUGAAGCCAAAUCUAAGCCAAAUUGGGAUGGGAAAGGAGAUAUCGGACAUUCUACUAUUCUGCUGGGCCUUUGAGCAAGAAGAAAGGCCAAGUUUCACCAAACUGAUGGAGAUGCUGGAAAAACUGCCAAAGCGGAACAGACGUCUCUCUCAUCCAGGUCACUUUUGGAAAUCAGCUGAGCUGUGACAGAUAUCUUGUGCAUUGGCGUCUCCGUGUCCCCUCUUCUACAUCUGCCGCCUUCCUGUCCCGAACACUAUUGUUCUCCUCCAACUGUGGAAGAUCUAAAGGUGGAAGGCAUUAUAGGAAAGGCAGCAAAAAUGUCAAGUUGGCAGAGCCUUGCAAUGCAACCUGAGAACAAGCCCUGUGCUGCCCCUUCUGUGUUAGUCCACCAGUGAAUGGGAGUGUUGAAAAGGGAAGUUAAAACCUCCUCAACAAAUUGGCAUGCUAGGAGAUUAGAAGAUGUGUUUCUGACCGGAGCUAUUACAGGUUCUUGAUGGUCACUAUAUGCGCUGUAUUGAUCUCUGAGGGCCAGUUGCACACAUACCUCCAAACUGACCCUAAUUAUGUACCUCCUAUAUGCUAGAAAAAGCCGCAGAAUCCUGUGAUUUCACGGUCCUGUGGCCAUCUCUAGCAGUUAAUGCAUAAGGGGGAAAUCUUGACUAUCUACAAUCAUUUAUCUUGCGUUUGUGUUCCUCAGAUUGUGGAGGACAAACGUUAGAGAUUCUGAAACAUCAAUUUUAUUUUUUUAAGAUGUUUUUGAUGAACGAAACUGAUAGGGGAAAUAUGAAGACUCUACAGUUUUAUGCAUCUGAUUGAUUGGCGGGAGAUUGUACAUUAGUUACUGGAAUGGUUGAAAGAUGUCUUGAAUUACUGGUCUUUUAUCUGUGUCUACUUGUGUUCAUUGUUAAGCUACUGAUGGCAUGCUGCUUUCCUCAUGCAGUACAGAGGACAUUUACAUGGAGCAAAUUAAUCUUUCAUUCCUUAUAUAUAUAUUAAUUCAAUAAUAAGCACUACCACUUUUUACUCAAUAGGUCUCUAAUACUAACACUGCAUUUAGGUGCAAAAAUUUGCAAUAAACCAUAACAUCAAGUCAGACAAUGGCUUUCACCAUCUAACUUGCACCAGACAGAUAAAAGCUAUUUGCUGAUUGGUUGAUGUAGGUCAGUACAGUUUUGCACUAAAAUGUACUGUUAGUAAAUCUAAGCCCUGUUGAUGGGUAAGAGGUGACAUAAUUAUGAAAGUUUAUAUAAAAGUUUACAAGGCAUUUUUUGUUAACGCUGCAUGUUUUAUCCUAAUCUUACAUACAAUAUAUUUGGUAAAUCAUCCAUGUAUUUCUGUGUCCUGUUACAUGGUCUUACAGAAGGUGCACAUAAGCACUGCAGUUUAGACCUUACUGAAUACAUACUGCCAUAUGUAUGGGCUCAAAAUGGUUGCUUAUCGUGAUCAGGAACGAUUGAGACUGGUGGAAUAUGUGGUCAGACUAUGGCUGCUACUGCAGCAUUAAUGUGCUAUAUAAGCCCAAUGUAAUGCCUAUCUUUAUAUGAAUUGGCCUCAUACACAUGUGGCAGAUUUGGGCAGAUUUGGUGAAAUAAAAGUUGUGCCCUUGUAUGAGCAGUUUUAAUUUGGGUUUCAAAUUUGUGAGUGAGACCUCUGGUUAUUGAAUCGUACUAAUGCCACACACAUUGCACACUGAGGGGGAGAUUAAAUAAAGCUUGAGGUUCUGAUGGCACUGCUGUCACUCAUUUUUCUGCUCUUCAGUUUAUUAAACUGUAAGAGCUUAUAUUGGCUGUGUAUUCUUGCUACAACACAACACGGAUAAAAAAGUGCUCCAAGGAUUUUAUGCAUUUCAUUUUAAAAACAGAAAAAGUGAAAGUCAAGAGAAAUAACACAUAAUGGAAUGAGCCUGGUGGAUCUUUGGGUGCAUUUUUCUUUAAAAUGAUAAUGAAAGGAAGUGGAACAUAUACGAGAGCACAGUCGCACCUGUCUGUAACUGAGCUGUUCAAACUAAACUGCUCAUAAGCAUUGUCAGCCCCAGAAAUGGGGCAUAUCCUCAUAGGAAUAUAAACAUCAAUGCUCUUUUAUUGUAUUCUCUCACAUUUCUUGAAAACAAGACCCUGUCUAUGGAGUCAGAGCUGAAGUAAGAAGAAGAAAUAAAGAAAGACAGUGACAGAAAAAAGAAAGGAGGUAAAAGGAAAAAAAUGUUAGAGAUCAUUAAAGUGCACUUAAAUGGUCAUAGGCCCUCAUUCCGAGUUGUUCGCUCGCUAGCUGCUUUUAGCAGCAUUGCACACGCUAGGCCGCCGCCCUCUGGGAGUGUAUCUUAGCUUAGCAGAAUAGCGAACGAAAGAUUAGCAGAACUGCUACUAAGUAAUUCUUUGCAGUUUCUGAGUAGCUCCAGACCUACUCACAGAUUGCGAUCAGCUCAGUCCGUUUAGUUCCUGGUUUGACGUCACAAACACACCCUGCGUUCGGCCAGCCACUCCCCCGUUUCUCCAGACACUCCCACGUUUUUCCUUGACAUGACUGCGUUUUUUAGCACACUCCCAGAAAACGCUCAGUUACCACCCAGAAAUGGCCCUUUCCUGUCAAUCAUUCUCCGAUCAGCAGUGCGACUGAAAAGCGCCGCAGGAUCCACAGCAAAACUGCUAAGUUUUUAGUUAAAUAACUAAGCGCAUGCGCAAUUAGCAACAAAACGCAGCAUAGCAAAAAUCGGCAACGAGCGAACAACUCGGAAUGACCCCCAUAGUUGGAAUUAACGUUAAAUAGGCCAGACAAUAUAACAAUAUAACAGUAACAUUGGUAAAAAAAAAUUGGUUAUGCAUUAACAUCAAGUGAUUUAAUUAAUGUUGUAUACCAUUUCCCCAUUGUUGACCUUAUAGCUAGGGAUAAAAUUUGGUUAACACUCAGCACAGAUAACAUUGCCCUGGAAAAAUCACUUCCAUUUGCCACACUAUACAGAAAUAUUGACCUGGGACAUAUAGUAAAAGCUCAAUACAGUAUAACAGCAUCAAGAGCAUUAGAUUUAUAAAUGCAGUACCGCCAAGGCGAAGCCAAGAUUUGGUUUUGCAAAAGGCAUUUAUUCUGCUUAGUACAUUUCAAAUGUAUGCCUACUUUCCUGUCUUUGCCAAAGCCGGAUUAAAACCUGUUACCCUAGUUCCACCCAAUUCUUCCCAUCAGCCACAUGGCAUCAUGUUCCACAACCUAAAACACUUUGGCAAAACUUUGGUACACCAGUGGAAAUGAGGUACAUGCAAUUUUGGUCUUCAGAAAUCAUUUUAAUCAGUAAAUUUAGGAUAAGGUUGGCUAACGGACAUCAAAAAGCUAUCCACUAUAUACACAGUAAAAGUUUAUUAAUGAACAAAAAAUAGUCACUUGCACUCUCAUUGUAGAUAUUUUAAUGUAUCAGCACACACCCCCAACAUUAAUUUCCUAAAGCAAGUACACCAGGAGCACUCUUGGGGGAGGUGGGGUUAUCCAGUUGCCCAGAAACCACCAUAGUAACUGAAAACUAAUGUAUACUGUAGCUUCUCUGUCAUACAGAAGCUGCAUGCUCUGUAUUGGUCUGAGAGCAGAAGGGGAGGGGUGAAAAAGUCAGGAAUCAGUAGAACAAACCAAAUGUGACCUUAGUGUCUCCCCAAUGUCAUGAAGAGGCUCUGGGAGAAGGGAUAUAUGAAGAUGCCAGAUCCACAGUGGAGCGAGUGUGAGUACUGUCAGUGUUUCUGUCUUAACAGUAUGUCUGCCCUGCGAGCCUGUCCCAAAGACCUGUCAUUGUGACUGUAUGGCCUGUGAGUCUGUCAUAAAGUACUUUCAGUGUGUGCCUGUCCCAUGAGCCUGUCUCACAACACUGUCAGUGUGUCCAACCUCUAAGUUUGUCUUCCAUUAAUGUCAGUGUGUCAGUCUGUCCUGUGAGCAUGAGUGCCACUACUGUGUGUCCAUUUUUUUUAGUUUGUCUCACUUCACUCUCAGUGUGUCCAUUUUUUUGUAAGCCUGUCUCCUAGUACUUUUAGUGUCUGUCAAUCCUGUGAGCCUGUCUCCCAGCACUGACAGUGCUGGGGGUUGGGUAGGUUUAGGCUGCAGGGGGGAGGGUUAUGGUUAGGUUGUAGGCUGCAGGAAAGGGACGGUUAGGUUUAGG
This is a messenger RNA of Pseudophryne corroboree (corroboree frog), 6835 nucleotides long. RefSeq names its product kinase suppressor of ras 2 (gene KSR2). The transcript is spliced from 20 exons. Gene Ontology annotation, cellular component: cytosol; plasma membrane; cytoplasm. NCBI's taxonomy places the organism in Eukaryota, Metazoa, Chordata, Amphibia, Anura, Myobatrachidae. Gene Ontology annotation, biological process: calcium-mediated signaling; Ras protein signal transduction; protein phosphorylation. The record is from RefSeq and is a predicted model, not a curated record. The coding region runs from base 25 to 2892 and encodes 955 amino acids. Gene Ontology annotation, molecular function: ATP binding; protein kinase activity.